CCUCCUUUCCUUAGAAGCAAAGAUUAACUUUCUUUACUAUUGUCUCUCACAUUUUCCACCCACCCACAAAAAAAAAAAAACCGCUCCGCUUUUUAUUUAACAAAAAAAAUUGUUGUUGAAUUAUUUGAUCUGUGCAUUUUAAGCACAUUAACAAUGCCAAACUGGGAGCUUAAAAACUGUUGUGAUCACGACCAGAAACUGUUCAUUGCUUUUGUUGGUGCCUUCACCGUUGUAAUCCUUCUGCUAUGGAGGACUUUUCUGCUCACACCUUUUAAGCUCAUCACUGUGUUUCUGCAUGAAGCGAGUCAUGCAAUUGCCUGCAUCCUCACUUGUGGCAAGGUGGAGGGAAUCCAGGUUCAUGCAAACGAGGGUGGGGUAACACAGACGCGUGGUGGCGUUUACUGGGUGAUCUUGCCUGCUGGAUAUCUUGGUUCCUCAUUUUGGGGAAUGGCUUUGAUUCUUGCAUCCACAAAUAUUCUCACUGCAAGGAUUGCUGCUGGCUGCUUUAUUGCUGCUCUGGUGGUUGUGCUCUUUGUUGCUAAAAAUUGGACACUUCGAGGACUCUGUAUCGGAUUUAUUGUUUUUAUUGCUGUUAUUUGGCUUCUGCAAGAGAAAACAAAAGUCCACAUCCUUCGCUAUGUCAUUCUCUUCAUUGGUGUGAUGAACAGUUUGUUUUCAGUUUAUGAUAUUUAUGAUGAUUUAAUAUCUAGAAGAGUCAACUCUAGUGAUGCUGAGAAGUUUGCAGAAGUCUGUCCAUGCCCUUGUAAUGGUUUUGGGUGGGGAGUUAUUUGGGGGAUGAUAUCAUUUGCAUUUCUUUGCGCAUCUUUGUACCUUGGACUUGUUAUAUUAUCAUGAGAUAACCAUUCAGUGUAAAGAAUGUAAAGACAGUGACAAUUGUGGUCUGAAAGAUUGGGAAAUUUAUAUCCAAGCUGUUCGAUUGGUGCUGGCAAGAGCUUGUCUCUUUCUAUUUGAUGCUUUGUAUACUGAUUUUUGUUCUAGACAUACCCAUUUUUUUGAAGUGCUGGGAUUUUGUUACUCCCAUGGCAUCAUUCUUUGCAGCUUAUAUUUUGGGUUGCUUGGUAUAUGAUUGCUUUUGUAUAGGAAACUGGCUCAUGAAUCGAAUUAUUGACGCUAAUUUAUUCUUAGUGAAAUACAGUUGAGUACAUUAA
This is a messenger RNA of Cicer arietinum (chickpea), 1169 nucleotides long. RefSeq lists its product as uncharacterized. The record is from RefSeq and is a predicted model, not a curated record. NCBI's taxonomy places the organism in Eukaryota, Viridiplantae, Streptophyta, Magnoliopsida, Fabales, Fabaceae.